This is a messenger RNA of Asparagus officinalis (garden asparagus), 1310 nucleotides long. Its product is annotated as cysteine-rich repeat secretory protein 15-like. Lineage: Eukaryota; Viridiplantae; Streptophyta; Magnoliopsida; Asparagales; Asparagaceae. The record is from RefSeq and is a predicted model, not a curated record. Gene Ontology annotation, cellular component: plasmodesma.
UUUUCUGCCAGCUGCUGAGGCAAAUUAAGAUAGAAAAGCAACUUCCACCAUCCUUACUUAAACACGAGAAAAGGACCGGAGGGCAAAAAAAAAAAAAAAACUCAAAACUCAAAAUUCCCUCCAUCGUACAAAGCCAUUUUUCUUCUUCUUCUUCUUCUUAGCGAAAGAUGAGCCCUCCGAGCUUCGUAUCAGUCUCGCUCUUCUUCUUCUUCUUCUUCUUCACUCUUCGUCUGCACCAAGCAAGAGCGGGCAGCAGCUUCAUCUACGCUGGCUGCUCCCCAUCCAAAUUCGAGCUCAACUCCCUCUACCAAUCGCACCUCAACUCCCUCCUCGCCUCCGUCGCGUUCUCGGCCUCCCAAACAUCCUACAAGGACUUCCCGGACUCCGACGUCUACGGCCUCUACCAGUGCCGGAACGACCUGAGCUCCUCCGACUGCUCGGCGUGCGUCCAGAGCGCCGUGGGUCAGCUCAGCCUCGUCUGCGCCCAGUCGUACGCCGCCUCCCUCCAGCUCGACGGCUGCUUCUUCGGUACAGGCAACAGGACUUCUCUCGCAAGGAAACCCCGACACGGUCGCUUUCGACCAGAAAUGGCGCGAGCAACGCCAGCGACGGGGGAGUUCCUCCGGAGGAGGGACGACGUCCUGGACGACCUGCAGGCGGCGCGGGCCUUUCGGGUGAGCGGCUCGGGGCGGUUCAGGGCAACCGCCCAGUGUUUGGGGGACCUCGAGCGCGGCGGACUGCGCCGCUUGUCUCGUCGCGGGCGCGUUGGGGAUCUUCGGAUGAGGAGAGACCCGAGGAAUUUAUUCCAGCAUAAAGGCAACGAUGAGGUAGGAAAAGGGGUACAAAUGGAUGGAAUUGAAAUCAAUGUUCCGGCUCUAAACUUAUCUAAAAGAAGGCUAUUGACGCGCACAGACUACACGGACGACGACAUUGGGAAAACGGUAGCAAUUAUUGUGGGCAUACUGGCGGGGCUUGCCGUCAUAGUCGUCCUGCUCUCCUUCCUCAAAAAAGCAUGCAUAGAAGAGAUCAUAGUUCAUAGUGCUUUUAAUAUACCUCAUAAUUCGUUUUGUUGCAAACCAAUGAGAUUCCUUUGGCAUCUCUAUGAACCUACUCAUGAGUCCUACGCCAUGGACGAUGUCAAGUUUAGUGAUAGUGAGCUCCUCAUUUUGAUUAGAGCUAUGCUUGCUGGUGACGUGAAACUAUCGGAUGAAAAUCUGCUGCUUCUGAAUGAUGAUGCAGAUAGCACUGAAAUUCCCACUCAUGAAGAUGAUGAGGCACCUUGUGUCAGAGUUUGUACACCUGCAUCUUGA